AUGUGGGCCAACCUAAAGCCCACCCAACGAAGGCCACACGCAGCAGACCAUUCACCGACCCAAGCCCACAGACACAGAUCACUAGAACGGUUCAGUUACUCAGCAAACAUCCCACAUGUAGCAUCACCUGCGCGCGACAGCAAAACACCCACCCAACCCACACCGCAGCAUAAACGACGGCCCCUAAAAAGCCCCUCAACACCUCCCCACCGGACCACCAGCCACGCCAGACGCUCGCCACGCCACACACCCCACCACUCCAACCCAACCCACCCCCCACCCACCCACCCAACACAACACCCCCCCCCCCCCCAACCGCCAACAAACCCCCCCCCCCCCACCCCUAACCCCCCCCCCCCCCACCCAACCCCCCGAAACCCACCACCCCAAACCACCCCUACCACCACCAAACACCAACCCCAUAACCCUAUCUCUUAUACAAAAACCACCCACUACCAAUAG
Nezara viridula (southern green stink bug) is the source of this 462-nucleotide messenger RNA. Lineage: Eukaryota; Metazoa; Arthropoda; Insecta; Hemiptera; Pentatomidae. The record is from the annotation of a GenBank genome assembly.